AUGAACACUGCGAUCCCGGCACCGCCUGCGGGGACAGGAUCAGCUCUCGUGACCCCCGAGCUCAACAUGCUACGAACGUACUACAUUGGCAGCGAUGGCUCAGUCCUCCAGGCCGGGUAUACCCCUCAGAAUGACUGGACCGCGCCGGUAGCGAUCAGCAAUGGUGCAAAGGCGCAUCUUGCGUCGCCCAUUGGUGUAACCAUGGUGAAGGACGACAUAUGGCUCUUCUGGUUUUCCGACCAGAAGCAGUUGCAGUACACAACUUCGACGUACACGGAAUCAACGUGGUCAGCAGUACAAAACAUUUCUGCGACCAUCCCAAAAGAGCUUCCUCGCUCCAUUGGCGUUGCACGCUCCGAUACGCCGGAUGUGACUCAGAUCUUCUACCUCGAUGGCAUCGAGAUGCAGCAGGCGCAAUACUCGAACAACGGGUGGUCCAAUAGCAAUCUCGGGUCAUCCACGCCAAACUCAAGCAUAUCGAAUGGACCGAUGGCAGCUGUAGGCUGGAAUGAUACAGCUGUACGGUUAUAUUAUGUGGAUGAUAACGCAAUCGUUGAGGUGGCUUCCGAAUCUACAUACGGCACAUGGGAGUUGGGUACCAUGGACCCUGACGACUAUGACUAA
Molecule: messenger RNA, 624 nt
Organism: Capronia epimyces CBS 606.96
Lineage: Eukaryota; Fungi; Ascomycota; Eurotiomycetes; Chaetothyriales; Herpotrichiellaceae
Exons: 2
Coding region: 1-624 (207 amino acids)
Source: RefSeq, a predicted model, not a curated record